Molecule: messenger RNA, 1407 nt
Organism: Penicillium maclennaniae
Lineage: Eukaryota; Fungi; Ascomycota; Eurotiomycetes; Eurotiales; Aspergillaceae
Exons: 5
Coding region: 1-1407 (468 amino acids)
Molecular function (GO): dipeptidyl-peptidase activity
Source: RefSeq, a predicted model, not a curated record
AUGUCUGAAGAGCAAUCAUACGCCUUCUUCGUGGAGGAGUGCAUGAAAACCAGAAAGGAAGCGGAACGAUUUCUCGAAUUUCGCGAUGCAGUCUCACCUGAUAACCCCAAAGCCCGCUUCCCGGGAUUCUAUCAGCGUGUGACACUGUUUAAAAAGGAACAGCAAGUCAAGCCAGGCGCCAGGCCCUUACCGAUUGAUAUCGUCAUGCACGAGAGCGUGCCGAUGAUUCUGUCGGACGGAGUCAAGAUCUAUUGCGACAUUUUCCUUCCAGCCAAGCUUCCACGGGAUCUAAAGAAACAGUUCGAGGAAAGAGAUAGGGUGCCUGCAUUGGUGGCGUGGAGUCCGUAUGGAAAGCAAAUGGGCACAACAAUGUUGGAUGACUUCCCAUUCCGUGCAGGUGUCCCAAAGAAGUGGCUAUCCGGGCUUGAAAAGUGGGAAGGUCCCGACCCUGCAUUUUGGUGCCCAGAAGGUUACGCUGUGAUCAACGUUGACACUCGGGGCGCAUUUACUUCGGAAGGCAAACUCCUCAUUUUGGGACACCAGGAAGCUCAGGAUGGCGCAGAAUUUGUCACCUGGAUAUCUGAACAAGCCUGGUGCAAUGGCAAGGUGGCUUUGACUGGAAACAGUUGGCUGGCUAUGGCUCAGUGGAAAAUAGGCAGCCUGAGGCCCAAAGGGCUUGCUGCACUGGCGCCGUGGGAGGGCCUUCAAGAUCACUAUCGUGAUGCCGUAUGCCAGGGAGGUAUUCCGUCGUCGAACUUCCACGAUUCCGUCGUUGAGCCAUUCGCAAGCUACAGUGAGCUCGAAGAUCUGUCUACUACGCUGAAGAAGACAGGCGGCCUGUGGAACCCCUACUGGGAAGACAAAAAGUCAAAUCCAGAUCAAAUCAACGUACCAAUUUACGUUGUUGCUUCCUGGACUAACCCAGUCCAUACACCUGGGACCUUUCGAGCUUUCAGAAUGAUUCCGGAUAGUACUCCCAAAUGGCUUCGGGUGAACAAUUCUCAAGAAUGGCCCGAUUACUACGCAGAUUCCAGUUGUCGUGAUCUGAAACGGUUCUUCGACCACUAUUUGAAGGGAUACACGGAAAAUGGCUGGCUGGAAACCCCAAAAGUUCGCCUCAGCAUCCUUAAUUUUGGGUUGUCUGGACUCGAUGACACGGUGAAUAGAGCCGAGCGGGAAUGGCCACUGGCUCGGACCCGAUAUGAAAGGCUUUAUUUGUCUUCCAAUGGCGUGAUGGGCCCUUUUACACCUCAGCAGGGAUCAUCUUUGGCGAAGUACAACUCGGCAAGUGGAAGAGUGACAUUCCGUUAUGUCAUUCCUGACGAAAUGGAAACGACUGGGCAUUUCACAGCGCGGCUCGUUGUGUCAUGCCCUUCUCACUCAGAUAUGGAUUUGUUCAUCCAAUAG